This is a messenger RNA of Arabidopsis thaliana (thale cress), 2592 nucleotides long. RefSeq names its product zeaxanthin epoxidase (ZEP) (ABA1) (gene ABA1). Gene Ontology annotation, biological process: xanthophyll biosynthetic process; abscisic acid biosynthetic process; response to water deprivation. The coding region runs from base 313 to 2316 and encodes 667 amino acids. Gene Ontology annotation, molecular function: FAD binding; zeaxanthin epoxidase activity. NCBI's taxonomy places the organism in Eukaryota, Viridiplantae, Streptophyta, Magnoliopsida, Brassicales, Brassicaceae. The record is from RefSeq and is marked reviewed. The transcript has 16 exons. Gene Ontology annotation, cellular component: membrane; chloroplast.
GUUCAAAUAUUUUUACCAAACAUUUCUAAAUAUAUUGAUUAGUUUAUUAAAUGAAUUUCUAAUGGAGGAGAGAAAAGACAUGUCAACAUCAGAAGGCGAUAUUUGUAGGCACUCAGAGAUGAAGUGUGUUGCGUUGCUGAUGCCACCUGUCUCCUCCUCCUCCAUCAUUUGCCUCCUUCUUCUUCAAACCAAUUUCUUCUUCUUCUUCUCUCAGGUUUGAGUCUGAGGCAUCACAACAGAUAAAGUCUUGAACUUUGAUCAAGAAUUCUAAACGGAGUUUUUGCUCUUCUCGUCGGUGAAAGAAAAAUCGAGAUGGGUUCAACUCCGUUUUGCUACUCUAUCAAUCCAUCUCCAUCAAAGCUUGAUUUCACGAGGACCCAUGUGUUUAGUCCUGUUUCUAAACAGUUUUACUUAGAUUUAUCAUCGUUUUCCGGAAAACCCGGAGGAGUAUCUGGGUUUAGGAGCCGUCGAGCUUUGCUCGGAGUAAAGGCGGCGACGGCGUUAGUUGAGAAGGAGGAGAAGAGAGAGGCGGUGACGGAGAAGAAGAAGAAAUCGAGGGUUUUAGUUGCCGGAGGUGGAAUCGGAGGAUUGGUGUUUGCUUUAGCGGCUAAGAAGAAAGGAUUCGAUGUGUUAGUGUUUGAGAAAGAUUUGAGUGCUAUAAGAGGAGAAGGAAAAUACAGAGGCCCGAUUCAAAUACAGAGCAACGCUUUAGCUGCUUUGGAAGCUAUUGAUAUUGAAGUUGCUGAACAAGUUAUGGAAGCUGGGUGUAUCACUGGUGAUCGGAUUAACGGUCUCGUUGAUGGUAUCUCUGGUACUUGGUAUGUAAAGUUUGAUACUUUCACUCCUGCGGCGUCACGGGGACUUCCUGUGACUAGAGUAAUUAGUAGAAUGACUCUGCAGCAGAUUCUAGCACGUGCGGUUGGAGAAGAUGUGAUUAGAAACGAGAGUAAUGUUGUUGAUUUUGAAGAUUCUGGAGAUAAGGUUACUGUGGUACUCGAGAAUGGUCAACGCUAUGAAGGUGAUCUGCUUGUGGGUGCAGAUGGCAUUUGGUCUAAGGUGAGAAAUAAUUUGUUUGGCCGUAGUGAAGCUACUUAUUCAGGCUACACUUGUUACACGGGGAUUGCAGAUUUUAUACCAGCGGAUAUCGAGUCUGUUGGCUACCGGGUUUUCUUGGGACACAAACAGUACUUUGUUUCUUCGGAUGUUGGUGGUGGAAAAAUGCAAUGGUAUGCAUUUCACGAGGAACCAGCUGGUGGGGCUGAUGCUCCAAAUGGUAUGAAGAAAAGGUUGUUUGAAAUAUUUGACGGUUGGUGCGACAAUGUACUCGACUUGUUGCAUGCGACUGAGGAGGAAGCCAUUCUGAGAAGAGAUAUUUAUGAUAGAAGUCCUGGUUUUACUUGGGGUAAAGGGCGUGUUACGCUGCUCGGGGAUUCUAUCCAUGCGAUGCAGCCAAAUAUGGGUCAAGGUGGAUGCAUGGCCAUUGAGGAUAGUUUUCAACUAGCAUUGGAGCUUGAUGAAGCAUGGAAACAGAGUGUUGAAACGACUACACCUGUUGAUGUUGUUUCCUCUUUGAAAAGAUAUGAGGAAUCUAGAAGACUGAGAGUCGCUAUUAUCCAUGCAAUGGCGAGGAUGGCUGCAAUUAUGGCUUCCACUUACAAAGCAUACUUAGGUGUUGGGCUUGGUCCUCUGUCUUUCUUGACAAAGUUUAGAGUACCACAUCCAGGAAGAGUUGGUGGUAGAUUCUUCGUUGACAUUGCUAUGCCAUCGAUGCUUGACUGGGUCCUUGGAGGUAACAGUGAAAAACUCCAAGGAAGGCCACCUAGUUGCAGACUCACUGACAAAGCCGAUGACCGGCUUCGAGAGUGGUUUGAAGAUGACGAUGCUCUUGAACGUACUAUAAAGGGAGAAUGGUAUCUAAUUCCACACGGCGACGAUUGUUGCGUUUCGGAAACAUUAUGUCUAACCAAAGAUGAAGAUCAACCUUGCAUCGUCGGAAGCGAACCAGAUCAAGAUUUUCCUGGAAUGCGCAUUGUGAUCCCUUCGUCUCAGGUUUCGAAGAUGCAUGCUCGUGUGAUUUACAAAGACGGAGCUUUCUUCUUGAUGGAUCUUCGAAGCGAACACGGAACCUAUGUGACCGAUAACGAAGGAAGAAGAUAUAGAGCAACACCGAAUUUUCCCGCGCGGUUUAGAUCGUCCGACAUCAUCGAGUUUGGUUCAGAUAAGAAGGCGGCGUUUAGGGUGAAAGUAAUCAGGAAAACUCCGAAAUCGACGAGGAAGAAUGAGAGUAACAACGAUAAAUUACUUCAGACAGCUUGAAAUAAGUAAACCGAUGGUGAAAUUAAGUAAUUUUAAUCGGUUUGGCAGAUAAUUUGAGUAGUAAUUUUCUCAAAAGAAAAAAAAUCUGCUUUCAGCUAUUCCUUGCAUGACAAUGUAUAUAUAGGUCUGAAACAAAAUAUAAAUUAUACAAGACAUUAAUCUUCAUUUCUUCAACUUCCAGGCAACAAUAAUCUAAUUUUGAUUACUAAAAGGUAAUUAUAUUAUCAAAUUGUUUACUUUUCUUUUCAAAUGAACAAAAAACCACAAGAUGAUAAG